AUGGCCGUACCUAAUCCCCACCCGCAUGUAAUUAAGGUGACAGAGAAAAAAUUAAGACUGAAUAGAAGCCGACAUUCAUCACAUGAGAAAAGGACGAGAAGUUUACUACAACGGAUCGUAACAAUUAGGCGUUUGUUACCGGGAGGAAGAGAAGAGCACGGUGGUGGUCGCAAAAAAUGCAAUUCCGGAGGAAACGAAAAAGUUUUCACAAGAAGUCGAUUCUGGAGAAAAUUUUCUUCACAGUGCUAUGGAGCUGCCCUUCCUACUUUGUACCAGGGCUUGAAUCUAGCUUCACAAGUUUUGGAUCUUGUUAAGGCGAAAUUUUACUUCAUGAGGACGGCUGUCGAUAAACUCAAACAGGGGAUCAACAACUUGAGAAAUUCGCCGAUCAAUGAGUACGAUAUAGCAUCUCUAGAACCUCAAAUGGCUCAACUAGUGGCAAAAUUAUCGAGGGUCGUUGCUUCGCCCUCAAUGCUGGAUCAACUUGAUUCCUCAGAGACUUCCACACUAAUCGGCGGACUGGCAUCGCUUCGGAAGAUCCUACCUUACAACCCAAGCGAAUUUAACAUGAAACUCAACCGAGAAGGCGCCUACAGCAUAAUCGUCCAGGCUAUUACAGAAAUCAACAAUAUUGUGUAUACACUGGUCAAGGCGUUGGUACCUAGAAUACCCGGCCAAGAGGUGGUCAUUGACGACACGAACGCAAAUAUGGGACUUGAACAACGCUUUCACAUGCAAGAAGAAUCAUCGCCGCCUCCAGUUUACGUGGAUUACGCUUACGUGGACGAAGGAAAGCCUGACUCGUGA
This is a messenger RNA of Necator americanus (New World hookworm), 807 nucleotides long. RefSeq lists its product as uncharacterized. The coding region runs from base 1 to 807 and encodes 268 amino acids. The transcript has 8 exons. The record is from RefSeq and is a predicted model, not a curated record. Lineage: Eukaryota; Metazoa; Nematoda; Chromadorea; Rhabditida; Ancylostomatidae.